GCCGCGGAGCCUUGGGGCGCCGGACGCUCGGGGCCGCUGACCCGCUCCCGGAGCUGGUCCACGUUGGUCCGGGUCUUUGUUCUGGGUCGGCGCGGGGACGUGCGCCACUGAGGAUGGAGGUGGAGGACUCGGGCGGCGUGGUGCUGACCGCCUACCACUCGCACGCGCGCUCGCAACCGCAGGGCGCGGAGCCACGCUGCGCGUCCCGGGCCAGCCAUCCGCUCAGCAGAAAAUCCAUUCCUCGCUGCCGAAGAAUCAACAGGAUGCUCUCCAAUGAAUCCCUGCAUCCUCCUGCCUUUAGUCGCUCCAACUCUCAAGCCUCCGUGGACAGCAGCACAUCUGUGGAGGAGUUCUGGCGGGAAAUCGAGAGUAUCAAAGAGAGCAGUGCGGGGGCGCAGGAGAGCAGUGCGGGGGCGCAGGAGGAGCAGCCGCCCUCAGCAGCCGCUGAGGUCAAGCCUGUGGAUGAAGGAGAACUUGAAGCAGAGUGGUUACAAGAUGUGGGACUGUCAACUCUGAUCUCCGGUAAUGAAGAGGAAGAUGGUAAAGCUCUCCUGUCUACACUGACUCGGACCCAAGCAGCUGCAGUGAAAAAGAGAUACAACACGUAUACCCAGACUCUGAGGAAGAAGAAUAAGCAACCUGUCAGGGAUGUCAGAGAUGUCUUCGGAGUCAGCGAAUCUCCUCCUAGUGAUUCUUGUGAGAAUGCUGCUCAGCUGGACGGUACCAAGGAAGACAAAGAUCUGCCAGGAGUCACCAAGACAAGCAGACCUCUGCCAGACGAAGCCUCUCUCAACAGUACCGCCCUAUCCAAUGGUUCCCAGGAUGAAGAAGGUGGUUUUGUGGCCCUUCAGAGCGGCUCCGUGUCAAUACUUGAGGCUAUCCCGGAUGUUCCUGUUCACACCAAUGGAUCUGCAGAUGCUGAGCAGUCGGUAGUUCAGAGCACGUUGAGUGAUGAUGAUUAUCUAGAGAAGAACAUUCCACCAGAGGCCGAAGAGCUGUCCUUUGAGGUGUCUUACUCAGAAAUGGUGACAGAGACCCCAGACAGAAAUAAAUGGAAGAAGUCGGACAUUAAGAAAGAAGACUAUGUCUUAACUAAAUUUAUUGUACAGAAAACAAGAUUUGGCUUGACAGAGACGGGGGACCUGUCUGCAGAAGACAUGAAGAAAAUCCGCCACCUCUCACUGAUUGAGCUGACGGCCUUCUUUGAUGCUUUCGGGAUACAACUGAAGAGAAACAAAACAGAGCGAGUGAAAGGCCGAGACAAUGGCAUUUUUGGAGUGCCACUUACAGUCCUUCUGGACAACGACCGGAAGAAGGACCCUGCAGUGAAAGUUCCCCUUGUGUUACAAAAAUUUUUUCAGAAAGUCGAAGAAUCAGGUCUGGAGUCCGAAGGAAUUUUUCGACUCUCGGGAUGUACUGCCAAAGUCAAGCAGUACCGUGAGGAACUGGAUGCCAGGUUCAACACUGACAAGUUCAAAUGGGACAAGAUGUGUCACAGAGAAGCCGCGGUCAUGUUGAAAGCGUUCUUCAGAGAACUGCCCACCUCUCUCUUCCCUGUCGAAUAUAUACCCGCCUUCAUCUCUCUGAUAGAAAGAGGGCCUGACAUCAAAGUGCAGUUUCAAGCCUUGCACCUCAUGGUCAUGGCCCUGCCUGACGCCAACAGGGACACAGCCCAGGCUCUGAUGACAUUCUUCAGUAAAGUGAUCGCCAACGAAUCCAAGAACCGCAUGAGCCUGUGGAACAUCUCCACAGUGAUGGCGCCCAACCUGUUCUUCAGCAGAAGCAAGCACUCUGACUACGAGGAGCUGCUGCUGGCCAGCACGGCGGCCCACGUCCUCCGCCUGAUGCUGAAGUACCAGAACAUUCUAUGGAAGGUUCCAUCUUUCCUGAUCACCCAAGUAAGAAGGAUGAACGAAGCCUCCAUGCUGUUGAAGAAGCAGCUCCCGAGGAUGAAGAAGCUGCUGAGGAGGAAGACCCUGGAGCGGGAGGUUUCAAGCCCCAAGACCUCAAAGGUACCACAAAAAUCACCUUCCUCAAGAAGAAUGUCUGAUGUGCCAGAAGGUGUCAUAAGGGUCCACGCUCCACUUCUGUCCAAAGUGUCGAUGGCCAUUCAACUCAACAGUCAGACCAAAGUCAAAGACAUCCUGGCAAAAUUUCAGUAUGAGAACAGUCAUGGUUCAUCUGAUCGUAUUAAGAUGCAGAACCAAAGGUUAUACGAAGUUGGAGGAAAUAUAGGACAGCACUGUUUAGAUCCUGAUGCAUAUAUAUUGGAUGUGUAUCAUGUAAACCCUCAUGCAGAAUGGGUCAUCAAGCCCUAGAUAUGCCCAGGAUGGUUCCUGCCCUGUAUUAUAUGCCAAGAAGAUCCUGCAUUUGUGGGGAAAACGCUGCCCUGAAGUAUUUGCUCCUGUAAUCCUGGUUCUCCUGGAGGGGCAGGUGGCCAGCUCUGGCAAUGCGAACUACAGAGGAGGAGCUGGUUCACACCGAGCUCAGCUUUCUUAUCACAGUUUCCCGGUAAGAAGGUAGAACCCAAAGGACAGGCCGGUGUUGCUCACCUAAUGCAGAGCUAUGUAGCAGAAAUGGGCAUGGCCUGUGGCUGGGAAGCGGCUGCCCUUCCAAUGUGAAGCAUACAAUAUUUAUGCCCUGACUUGCUCCUCAACUGGAGGAGAGCCUUCUGUCUAAAGACUGCCGUGCACCGUGUCGUCCUGUGCGUGCGGCACUCUCUGAGGACUUGCUCGCACCGUGGUGCAAAGGAACUUUCACCAAGCCCUGAGUGUUCAGAUGCUACUUUAGGACUCCAUGUUCCACGGGCACAGGUCCUCAUGGCCAAGCUCCGUUUGGCAGAGGGCAUCUUGUGCAUCCGGAGCUUCCCCUUGGCCCACAGCCGUAGUCUGUUCUUUCUCCUCUCGGUUUUGGUGCUCAGUAAAGAAAUUGCCUUUCGCGCGUCAACAUGGAUUUCCUUUACAGAUCAAACACAUUUUUGUUUUGUAACAUUUCACAACUAUAGUCCCAUCUGCAGCCCCAACCCAGAAAUUACAGAAAUGAGUUCAUCCAGAAGUGCUGAAAAAUGCCAUCAGGCCUUGAAUUUACAUGUUGUACAAGUUCAUCGCGAGAUGUGGCCAAGCACUGCAAGGUGGCACCGGGCCACGGAAGCCAGACGCCACCUCACUAUCCACAGCUUGUACAACCAUUGUCUACAUGUGCAGUGGGAGACAUUCAGUCCUUGUGGUUCUAACGGGAACAAAUCUAAAAUGUACCGAGGGACAGGACAGCUCUGCCUUUCAUCUCAGCGAUUGUAGUUGGAGUCCUCAUUCAUCCAGGACCACACGUGCCUCAUCUCCGACUCCACAGGCUGAACGCUGGGUGGACUUCACAGCAGUUACAACAUUUAUGACUCAUGUGGCUAUCAGUUCAAACAAAGUUGAGUUACAGAUGCAGAAGAACCAUUCCCUUACCUGCGUAGCCCAUGUCCAGAUGUAAUGCAAGUGCACUAACUGCACGUGCAGAAGAGAUCACCUAGGCUGUGCUAUGCCACAUACAAAACGUCCUUCACUCCCACAGUCAGGUCAGCUUAUUGUGAAGCAAGGCAUUCUUUACAUCCAGCGGGCAGACCCUUUUAAUUUCUGACCUUCAGGAGUUUGUUGCACUUUUCUAGAAACCCAAAAACCAGUUUUUUUUUGACCUAUUUAUGAAUUUCUAUUUUCUCUCUAAGAGCCCACUAGCAACCAAAUAUGUACUGCAGAGGUUUCUAUGUGUCCCAGUGUUUGACCAGUUGCUAGGGUGCCCAGUAGGCCAAAUAGUGUGCUCCAGAAGCACAUUCUCAUCUUGCAGUACAAGCAGCGAGUGACCUCAGGUUUGAGGGAAUCACUGACAGGAAUCCCUGCCCAUGCACAGAAGCCAUCCUUCUAGGGCAUUGCUGUGCUUCCAUAAAUACUUGGGGUUAUUCCUUGCGUUUCUUUGCAUUAGGAUUGUUCAGUUCUGUUGUAUUUAUGUAGAAGAUGCACUCUUUUCCAGAGUUUCCAUUUCGUUUGGCUGGAAACAUAUUAGAACGUAUACCCUAGCUUUAGUCACAAGUCUUGAGAAGCGGCUGGUGGGUGCCAGGUAGUGCCACACGAGGCCCAGCAUUUUGUACCCAUGCUUUGUGUAGUUUUGGAUGUAAGUGGAAGUUGAUCAUUUAAGUUUAUCCAGGAAUGUGACAACUUUCAAGUAACUGUGUCACAUGAAGGAUCAUGUCCAUAUCAUGGCCAAUGUUGGCUAUGACUUUUUGUUCCGAGUCGCACAGUUAAGUGACUAGAGAAGUUUUAGUAGACACACAAACUGAUGUUUGCAUGGUUAAGGGGUUUUUCUUUUAUUAAUUUUAUUCUUGAAGAAUAAAAUUUCAAUUGAAUCCAAAAUGCCUAUCACCCAAGUGUUGAAAGAACGUUGGUCUUUUUAAGAGUUGGUUUUCAAAAGCUAAGUAGCCAGAGUGUUACGGAUUUACCCUCAAAAGAGAGGCCAGAUAGCAUGGACAGUAAAAGACAUUCUUUCUAGGGUCUCAGCUUUACCAUAAAGUGCUCUUGAUACACAGUAGUUAGAUCAUGUCAUUCAGGAAAGUAUUAAAGGAAAUGAUGUGUGGGAUGCACAAUAAGGAAGAAUCACAACUGCCCUCGUUCCGCACCUUUCUUAAAAGAGUUCAGCUGGGACAUGACUCUUCUAGCCAGUGCUUGGACGAACUGGAAUACUGGUUCCUUACAGUGUGUGUGUGCAGUGUAAACUACCUCACCAGCCUUUCUUGAGGAAAAAAAUCAAGUGGACUUUAACCGUCUUUGUUUGUCUGUUCAGCUGUCCCUGGGUCUUAUUUUAAUCACUGCAGUUAGGAUUCAGUGUGUGUUUUGAUCAUAUGCCAUUCAUGAUGUAAAUGAGUUAUAGUGGAAAGCAUCGAAACAACCGUAGUUGGAAGUGUGCCCUGCGGUGUGCUCCGAGGGAGUCCAUGUUUGUGUCCCCAACGGGCUGCUUGUGUUUCUAAACAUGCAAGGACGCAGGGGACAUUGUUGGGGACUUGUGGUCAUCUUCCCUGGCAGUGUUUCCCACUGCUGUCGGUGGAUUUCAUUUGACUGAAAACUGAGGAGACAAAAAUGUCUCUUUCUCUUUAGGAAAUGUGCUUUAACUCUUUCAUGUGUACGUCUGACUUGCCUGGAAAGACUGUGUUAGGAGACUGAAUGCUCCUCUUGACAGGCAUUUUUAACUAUUUUCCAUAAAUAUGUCAUUUAAUAAAAAGUAAUAUGACGUGGGAUUAAAGUGUUUCCUUCAAAUACGUUUCCAUUUCACACACUCUUAUCUCAUUUGAAAAUGCUAUCUUUUGGGCAUAUCCUAUCUUCUGUAAUUUAUUUAG
Messenger RNA from Apodemus sylvaticus (European woodmouse), 5368 nucleotides. It is a transcript of the gene Arhgap28, whose product is annotated as Rho GTPase activating protein 28. NCBI's taxonomy places the organism in Eukaryota, Metazoa, Chordata, Mammalia, Rodentia, Muridae. Gene Ontology annotation, molecular function: GTPase activator activity. The transcript is spliced from 18 exons. Bases 114 to 2318 code for a protein of 734 amino acids. Gene Ontology annotation, biological process: regulation of actin filament polymerization; regulation of small GTPase mediated signal transduction; signal transduction. Gene Ontology annotation, cellular component: cytoplasm. The record is from RefSeq and is a predicted model, not a curated record.